This is a messenger RNA of Pseudophryne corroboree (corroboree frog), 5575 nucleotides long. It is a transcript of the gene BCAS3, whose product is annotated as BCAS3 microtubule associated cell migration factor. Bases 282 to 3056 code for a protein of 924 amino acids. Gene Ontology annotation, biological process: response to starvation; autophagy. Gene Ontology annotation, cellular component: cytoplasm. The transcript has 25 exons. The record is from RefSeq and is a predicted model, not a curated record. Gene Ontology annotation, molecular function: protein binding. NCBI's taxonomy places the organism in Eukaryota, Metazoa, Chordata, Amphibia, Anura, Myobatrachidae.
UAAUCACACACAUGUAAACAAAGGCAGCGGAGAGCGGCGCACAGUGGAGUUAUUGCCGUCCGGCCGCUGCUCACCCUGAUGAGGGCCGGCUCCCGCUGCCGUCAACUCCAGCCUGUGCGUCGGCUCCGGCCUCCAGCUCAGACCACCUCUUAACCAGCCACCAGCAUGCCUGUUGCCGCUGUCAAGUUAUUCUACGUCAUCAACACCCUGCGGACACGCCCCAUCCGUGCUGUCAUUGGUCCCGGCCUCUUGGUGUUAGUACAGACAUUCACUAUUCAAACAUGACGACAGAAUCUCCUCGCCGCCCAAGUCGCUGUACAGGGGGUGUGAUGGUUCGACCUCAGGCAGUCACGGAACAAUCAUAUAUGGAAAGCGUUGUUACAUUUCUUCAAGAUGUUGUUCCACAGGCCUACAGUGGGUCACCUACAGUGGAGGAAAAGGAAAAAAUAGUUUGGGUCCGUUUUGAAAAUUCAGAUCUGAAUGAUACAUACAGGAAUAUGGAGAUUCAUGAAAUGCAUAGCACUGGCAGCGACCCCCCUUUGCUUCUGAUGAUUGGCUAUACAGAUGGACUUCAGAUUUGGAGUACACCAGUCAGUGGAGAAGCGCAAGAAUUAUUCUCUGUUCGACAUGGCCCAGUAAGAUCUGCACGAAUCUUGCCAUCUCCUCAGAUUGGUUCUCAAAAAUGUGACAGUUUUACAGAGAAGAGGCCUCUCCUUGGAAUGUGCAAAAGCAAUGGGUCUUGUGGCACAAGCCAACCUUACUGCUGUGUGGAUUUAUAUUCUUUACGGACUGGGGAAAUGGUGAAAUCUAUUCAGUUUAAAACUCCAAUCUAUGACCUGCAUUGCAAUAAAAGGGUCCUUGUGGUAGUGCUACAAGAAAAAAUUGCUGCUUUUGAUAGCUGCACGUUUACAAAGAAGUUUUUUGUGACAAGCUGCUAUCCUUGUCCAGGGCCAAACAUGAAUCCUAUUGCUCUUGGGAGUCGCUGGCUCGCAUAUGCUGAAAACAAGCUUAUCAGGUGCCAUCAGUCUCGUGGAGGAGCAUGUGGAGAUAAUAUUCAGUCGUAUACUGCCACUGUCAUUAGUGCUGCCAAAACUCUGAAGACUGGGCUUACCAUGGUUGGUAAAGUUGUUACCCAACUUACUGGUACACUGCCCACAGGAACCUCAGAUGAGGAUUUGUCGACACACAGCAAUGCUAGGCGUAAUCCCCUUGUCCCUGGAGUUAUCACCAUUAUUGACACAGAAACUGUUGCUGAGGGACAGGUUCUCGUCAAUGAAGAUUCUGAUAGUGAAGGCAUUGUAGCUCAUUUUCCUGCACAUGAAAAGCCAAUCUGCUGUAUGGCAUUUAAUCCUAGUGGGAUGUUGCUUGUGACAUCAGAUACACUAGGACAUGACUUCCAUGUAUUUCAAAUCCUCACUCAUCCCUGGUCCUCUUCCCAAAGUGCUGUCCAUCACUUGUACACAUUGCACCGAGGAGAAACGGAGGCUAAAGUGCAAGAUAUUUGCUUCAGCCACGACUGCCGAUGGGUGGUGGUGAGCACUCUCCGUGGCACUUCCCACGUAUUCCCAAUAAACCCCUAUGGUGGUCAGCCAUGUGUCCGCACACAUAUGUCUCCCCGCGUGGUAAACCGCAUGAGUCGCUUUCAGAAAAGUGCAGGCUUGGAGGAGAUUGAACAGGAGCUGACUUCAAAGCAAGGGGGUCGAUGUAGCCCUGUGCCAGGUCUGUCCAGCAGUCCAUCUGGCUCCCCAUUACAUGGUAAACUUAACAGUCAAGACAAUUAUAAUAAUUUCACCAAUAACAACCCAGGAAACCCGCGCCUUUCACCGCUCCCCAGUUUGACUGUGGUACUACCACUGGUACAAAUAAAGCAGCCAAUGACACUAGGAACCAUCACGAAACGUACUGGACCUUACCUGUUUGGAGCAGGAUGUUUUUCCAUCAAAGCUCCUUGCAAAACCAAGCCAGCUCCACAGAUUUCCCCAAGUAAGUCCACGGGAGGAGAGUUUUGUGUUGCUGCUGUUUUUGGCUCUUCAAGAUCCUGGUUUGCCAGCAACCAAGGCAUUAAAAGGGACAAAGAUCAAUCCAAGCAGUAUGUGGUGGAAUCUCUGUACAUCAUUAGUUGCUAUGGAACUGUAGUAGAACAUGUGCUGGAACCUCGGCCUCUGAGCACUGCUCCGAAAAUAAAUGAUGACACACCACUGGAAAUGUGGACAUCACCACGUGCCAGUUGGACUAUUGCCAGGACUCCUCAGUGGAAUGAGUUACAGCCACCGUUUAAUGCAAACCAUCCCUUGUUGCUGGCUUCAGAUGUGGUACAGUACUAUCAAUACCUGCUGGCUGGCUUGGUUCCACCUGGAAGUCCUGGUCCCAUCACAAGGCAUGGUUCUUAUGAUAGCCUUUCUUCAGACCAGAGUGGGCAGGAGGACGAAGGAUGGCUUUCACAGGUGGAAAUUGUUACUCAUACUGGACCACACAGACGAUUGUGGAUGGGACCUCAGUUCCAGUUUAAAACUAUCCAUCCCUCCGGACAAACAACAGUGAUUUCCUCUAGUUCUUCAGUGCUUCAUUCACACGGCCCAAGUGAUACUCCACAGCCUUUGCUGGAGUUCGAUACGGAUGACCUUGAUCUAAACAGCCUCAGGAUUCAGCCUGUUCGCUCAGAACCUGUCAGCAUGCCUGGAUCACCACGUCCUGUUUCUGAUCGAAGGGGAGGAUCAACAGUUAUUGAUGCCAGCUCAGGUGCCUAUGAUCGCAGUGUGACCCUGCUGGAAGUGUGUGGGAGCUGGCCAGAAAGCUUUGGGUUACGCCAUAUCUCUUCUAUUGAAAGUACUGAUGAGGGUCUUCGCGAACGGCUGGCAGAUGCCAUGUCUGAGUCCCCAAACCGAGAUGUGGUGGUAUCAGGAACAGAACUACAGCGAGACGGAAGCAUAGAGACGCUAAGUAACAGUUCCGGAUCUACCAGCGGUAGCAUUCCACGCAACUUUGAUGGCUACAGAACAACUCUUCCAAGCAACGAAACUCAACCUCUCAGCCUCUUUCCUUCAGGACUUCUAUAGAAGAAUUAUGUAACUGAAUGGGAGAGCGAGAGAUUUAUAUAUCCUUACAUUUUCGGUUUAAUUGAUACAAAAUACUUUUUAUUGCAUUAUGAAACUGUAUGCUAACUAUAAUAUGGAGCUACGGUAAUUUACAUAGAGCAGAUUAGGGUAAAAUUGAGAAAUGCACACGUCAUUACAGGACUUAUUCCUUAUUGUUAUAUCUGGGCCUCAUUACUUACAAACUAAGAUUUGCUUGAAACCGUAGCAAUAUAAAGACAAUCGCAAUGUGCUUUCUACCUAUAUAUGUUUCUGCAGUGGCAUGACUUACACUGGCCAUCCUGGCAUAUAUAUUUAUUUGGAAAUAUAGCUACAUGGAAAAUAAUCAUUUAUAACGUGUGACAUUACUGUAAUUUAAUCGCAAAUAUUUGUAUGUGUAGGUAGAAUAGAUACUGAUUAAUAAUGAUGAUUCCCUAUUAGAUGCGUACAAUGUGUGUAGAUAUCUCCCUAUUAUAAUAGAAAACAGGUCAAAUGAUAACUUGCACGAUUACCUUAAACAAGGAGAUUUAAUUUAGAUACAAGUGUUCCAAUUCUUUGACUCCUAUACUUGACACACACCUUAUUAGGAAUUUUUAUUGUGACAACUGUUUCCCGUUGUAACCUGUACUUCUGCUCUUAAAUGUUCAUAUAGUGAAGAAAAGGUAACACAGAGUGUCUGGUACUAGUCUGUUAGUUGUCCAAAUGAUAAAGUAUACGCUAAUACUCUAAUAGUAAUUGUGAGCAAAACAUACUAAACAAUGAGUGGUUUUUAAAUACUAAAAUCUACACAGCAACUCAGUUUAAUUCCCUUGAUGGGUGGUUUUUCAUUCUCUUUCAUUCAAAUAGGAAAUCUAAUUAUGAACAUCUCCUUUACAUUUAUGUCACAUUACUCUCAUCCUCUGUACCUCCGCCAUUUUCUACUGCUGUUUGUUAACAGUAUAGCAUUGAGUACAAACAAAAUAUUUAAGUGCCGAAGUAAUUGUUCCCGAGUUGUAAUGCUCCACUAAAGCCGGUUACACACUGGAGUGACGGGGAUCCGUUCCAACAUUGGAACGAAUCCCCAUCAGCCCAAUACGUGUGUACAUACUGGGGCGAAGCUAAUGAAGGACGGAACACCUACAUUAGCACUCCACAGGAUGCUAGCGACAAUGCUUGGUUGGAUGUGCAGCACAUUAAACCGAGUGUCCGUCACUAGGGAUCGCGCAAUCCCCCGUACACACUGAGAGGUGUAGGCUGACAUUGCUGUAGUGCAAGCCUGGCCAACCUGUGGCUCUCCAGCUGUUGUGAAACUUCAAGUCCCAGCAUGCAUUGCUACAGUUUUGCUGUUAGGGAAUGCUGAAACUAUGAGAGAGCAUGUUGGGAUGUGUAGUUUUACAACAGCUGGAGAGCCACAGGUUAGCCAUGCCUACUCUACUGUGUACCCGGCUUAACACUCUGUUGCUACUCACAGAGCCCAAAGUUCAGAUGACCCACAGAGAAAAAAAGAAAGAAAGAAAGAAAGAGAAAACCAACAGAGCAGCGUUAACAAUCAGUGGUUGUCACUGGUGUGUAUAAUUAACCAGUACUUGUAACUGUAGGUAUAAAAAUACAAUGUCAAUUUAAUAAGCAUUAAAAAUUGGGGUCUUUCAUUUUUAGCUGCUUACACCUUCUAUUAUCAGCUAAAACACCCCAAAUACAUGUAUCACUCACUGCAGUUUAAAUGUCUACCAAUGAUCUGAUAUUCAUAAAUAUUGUUAUUUAAUAAGUCCUUGACAGGCCUAUACUAAUGAUUUUAUAUGUAACAAAAAUUAGGAAUAUUGUUUGAUAUUAUGAUAUGCAACAGUGUUUUUUGUUUUUUUUAUUCUUAUUAAAUUGGUACUAUAGUUUUAUUCUAUGGUGACAAAUGCUAGUUAUUUAUACACCCUGAUACCUACCACUGAUUCUCAGUGCUGCUUUUUUACUAUAGCAUAAGUGUUUCACCAAUAUCGGAAGAGCUUACUUGCUUCUUUUAUUAUUAAUCUUGUGCAAUAGUCUGAGAUGCACAUUUUGUACCUGGUCAAAGUUCAUUAUCACUAACUACUACAACCAUUUAUUCCUGUGAUAAAUAUUCGCCAAAAUGUUUUAGAUGAAUACAAAUCUCAUUUAGGAAUAUGCUAGAAAAGUUUGAGACAUCUAUUUAUUGCUUUUCUGUAUAAAACACACAACGGUCUUAACAAGCAGGUUCCUGAGUAGCCAGGGUGGUAGUGUAAUAAUAUGGGAGGACACUGGUCUUUUCCCAAUAUAAAAUGUACUUUGCCAAACAGCAUCAGUUACUGCAACCAGGCAAAAUCUUGUAAGGCCACUCACUCUAGAGAUUAUAGGUUUCUGCAAUGAAAUGUAAUCAACUAUUAAAACUUAUUGUUAUGUCUAAUACAAACUGCAUUGCCACGGCAACAUGAAUUUUGACCAAUCUUGAAGUUACAAAUUUUGCAUUGUUUUAUUAAGCUUUUACCUGUGAAUAUGAAAUAAAAAGGUAUGAAUUUUAA